Trifolium pratense (red clover) is the source of this 1257-nucleotide messenger RNA. RefSeq names its product protein MULTIPLE CHLOROPLAST DIVISION SITE 1. The coding region runs from base 122 to 1108 and encodes 328 amino acids. The record is from RefSeq and is a predicted model, not a curated record. Lineage: Eukaryota; Viridiplantae; Streptophyta; Magnoliopsida; Fabales; Fabaceae. The transcript is spliced from 5 exons. Gene Ontology annotation, cellular component: chloroplast; chloroplast inner membrane. Gene Ontology annotation, biological process: chloroplast fission.
AAAAAAGUGAUUGAAAGAGAUUUGUACAAACAAAAACAAAAAAAGUGUUUGGAAGGAAGAGGGAGGAAACGAAUGGAUUGAAUUGUGGCGGCGAGGAAAGCAUAGCAUAGCAUAGCAAAUCAUGGCGUCAAUUUCCACACUUCACUUUCGCCCUUGUUUCCCCAAUUUCAUCACUACCAGAAGCGCUAAAAGAAUCUCCAUUCAUCAUCGCUUCCGUAUCACAAAUCGAAUCUCCACACAACAAUUCAAACAACAAUGCAUCACUUCCAUUUCCAAUAUUCAUCAUCAACUUGUUACUUCAAUCCCAAUGCCACAAUUUCUGCUGAAGAAUCAAAACAACAUUAGGAGCAAUUUACCAAUUUGGGUCUGCGUUGCGGUUGUGGUUCUGUUUGCGUCUUUGAGGGCCCUUUCCAUUUCCAGGAAAAAAGAACGCCCUGGUUCCGUAGCUGAUCUUGUUAGACGCGGUCAAUUGAGAUCCGAUAGAAGAGGCAUAUCAAGGAAUCUUAAAUAUGAAGAUCCGUUCGAUAAUCCCUUGGUCAAGGUUAACAAAAACAAGUCAAGUGUAGAGAUGUGUGGAAAGGUUUACCGCUUAGCCCCUGUUACACUAACUCAAGAGGAACAGACAGUUCACCAGAGAAGGAGAUCACGUGCAUAUCAGUGGAAGCGUCCCACAAUUUUCCUUAAGGAAGGUGACUCGGUUCCUCCGGAUGUUGAUCCCGAUACAAUCAGGUGGAUUCCUGCAAAUCAUCCCUUUGCAACUACUUCUACUGAGAUCGGUGAGGACUUUGCACACAAAAAUGUCAGGCAAAAGCAUGGAGUUCCUUUCCGUAUUCAAGCUGAGCAUGAAGCCCUGCAGAGAAAGCUUGAAGCCCUACAAAGUGAAGAGGAACUCAAUAAAGCAGUGAUAAAUCCUACCAUUGCUAAAGAAUUUGAGAGACCAUUAAACUCCAAUGCCAGAUUAAAUGAUCAUGCAGAGAAGAGCUCUUCAAACAAUCAGCAGAAAGAUCCCCUCUCCUCUAAAUUAGAUAAUGGCCCAAAUCACUUUGAAAGUGCAUCAUCAUCAUCAUCAUCAUCAUCAUCAGGCGAAGAUGAAAAUCUUAAACUUUGAUUUUUCUCUUAGGCAGGCUAUAAAUGUCAGUAAGAGUAUAAAUAUAGAUUUCAAUUUGCUAAAAAAUUUUGUACCAUUAUUUGGGAACAUUACAACUGUCUAAUUGUAUAGCUGUGGACUGUAAAUAUAAUUUUAUUGUUGCUUGGCAA